AGAUAGCAUGGAAUGGAGGGGGGGGAGUCGAGUCGUUGGAAUAUCUUCAUCGGGACGACAAAGGGUCUCAUUGGCUCCCCCACAGCAGGCGCAGCGAUAGGCGCGUAACGCUAAGCUUCUUAGCUUCUAGCUUCCUUCUUUCCUUACCUUCUUUCUUCUUUGGCUUUUGGGUUUCUCGUUAAGUGAUAAUUAGUGCGAAAAGAAAAGGAAAGGAGGCGGCUUUGAGCUCGGGAGGGGAGGGGGAGGAAGUGGAGGGUGAUGUCAAUGUAUGUCUAGUAAUGGGCUCUUGACCAAGAACUUUCUCGGGAAACUUGAUGGGACUUUUCUUGCUUUGCUUUUGCGCGCUGCCUUUAUCAGUUCUUUAGGGUUUUGUUCCUUUGAUGAGCCCGCCCGCAGGUCGAGGCGUGGAGGUCAAGCGAAAAUCUACUCUCAAGUUUCAAGCUUUCGCGGGGGGGAGAAAAAGCCUAUCUUCUCGGGGGAAAUACCGAGAACGCUUCUUUUUUUUCUCCCUCUUGCUCUCUCUCUCUCUCUCUCUCUCUCUCUCUCUCUCUUAUCCGGUGACAAUCUGAUACCGUGUUUUCUAGGAUUUUCUUGGUCUCUGUGGGCGUUCUGUCCUGGAUGGUCGUUUUCGUUGGAGCGGUACUCCCAAGUGGAAGGAGUUGGAGUGUGGCUUUUCUAUGGUGUAAAGCCUCUGUGCUGUCUGGGGAGAGAGAGAUAAAUAGUUGAGAGUUUUGCCGACGGGUGGAAGUUCUUGAAAAAGAUGGUCGCUGGGUAAACGGGAAAAAAAGAAAGAAUUGAUUGGGGGAAGGAAGGUUCGAGAUUUUGAAAUGAGGAACUCGGGUAUCGUUUGAGUAGUUUCAAGAGUUGCAACAUGAGUUGCAGCUCCAAUUGCAGGGAGAGGCAAGAGGGUCGAUGCGAAGAGCCAAUUCUGAGGAGGUCUGUCGAUGGAGAACCCAAGUCCCUCUCGGAGAAUGGGUCUUUAACAGACGCUCAGUUGUCUAUACACGAGAAUUUGUUGGUCAACCCGAAGUUAUUGUUCAUCGGGUCAAAAAUUGGUGAAGGAGCUCAUGGGAGAGUUUUUGAAGGAAGGUAUGGAGAUCAAAUUGUUGCUAUAAAGGUCCUUAACGGUGGGAAGACACCAGAAGAAGGAGCUGCACUUGAAAAUCGUUUUGCUCGGGAAGUCAAUAUGAUGUCGCGAGUCAAGCAUGAGAAUCUAGUAAAGUUUAUAGGUGCUUGUAAAGAUCCUUUCAUGGUAAUCGUUACGGAGCUAUUACCGGGGAUGUCUCUGAGGAAAUAUCUUUUCAGCAUACGGCCAAAUGUAUUAGACCUUAAUGUUGCAAUAAACUAUGCUCUAGAUAUUGCUCGUGCCAUGGAAUGUCUGCAUGCAAAUGGUAUUAUUCAUAGAGAUCUAAAACCAGACAAUCUGCUGCUUACCGCUAAUCAUAGAUCAGUAAAGCUUGCGGAUUUUGGUCUAGCAAGGGAAGAAUCUGUGACUGAGAUGAUGACUGCUGAAACAGGGACCUACCGCUGGAUGGCUCCUGAGUUGUAUAGCACUGUGACUUUGCGGCAGGGGGAGAAGAAGCAUUACAACAAUAAAGUUGAUGUCUAUAGCUUUGGAAUUGUUCUAUGGGAACUAUUAACCAACCGAAUGCCAUUUGAAGGCAUGUCCAAUCUGCAAGCUGCUUAUGCAGCCGCUUUUAAGCAAGAGAGGCCAGCUCUUCCAGAGGAUAUAUCCCCUGAUCUCGCCUUCAUCAUACAGUCAUGCUGGGUCGAGGACCCUAACAUGAGGCCCAGCUUCAGCCAGAUCAUUCGCAUGCUCAAUACUUUUCUCUUCACUCUUUUGCCACCUACACAAUCCUCACAAGAACCAGAUUCCAACGAGGCUGCUGCAACAACUAGUAAUGGCACCAUGGCACUGUCCACUGCUCGAAAUAAAGGGAAGCUUGCUUUUAUUCGCCAACUUUUUGCUUCUAAAAGAACUAGGAACUCGCAAUGACCCUGUGGAAUCUUGGGAAAGCUUCGAGUUCCAAUUUUUGGAGGGUCAUGGCCUUUUAGUAGUUGGUGCAGCUUUUGUGUAGAGUAUUUUGAGUAGCUGAAUAGUGACGAGUAGCAGCAGAGGGAUGGGAGGGAUGGAAAAAGAAAUAUAUAUUCAAUACAAGUAGGACUGCUAUUUCUUGCUCUGAUAUCAUAAAGGAAGGAAAUAGAAUAGCAAGAAUUCUCAUCAUAAUGCCACUUAUCCUUUCAUCUAAUCAAAUGCCGCGACUAUUCUUAUCAAACGGCGGAUGGGGAAUGGUCAUUUUGUGAAUGCAAGUCAUGUAGGGUUUGGUUGAGGCCUAGAGAUGUGGCCAGCAUUGAGCAUGCUGAAGUGGGCUGGCUGAUCUGUCUAUAUCAUUCCUUCCUUUUGCUUAGAUCUUAUCAGCAAAAUAAAGAGCAUGUUUGUGUAGCC
Molecule: messenger RNA, 2446 nt
Organism: Eucalyptus grandis
Lineage: Eukaryota; Viridiplantae; Streptophyta; Magnoliopsida; Myrtales; Myrtaceae
Product: serine/threonine-protein kinase STY13
Exons: 6
Coding region: 872-1996 (374 amino acids)
Biological process (GO): protein phosphorylation
Molecular function (GO): ATP binding; protein kinase activity
Source: RefSeq, a predicted model, not a curated record